This is a messenger RNA of Clonostachys solani, 2496 nucleotides long. The record is from the annotation of a GenBank genome assembly. NCBI's taxonomy places the organism in Eukaryota, Fungi, Ascomycota, Sordariomycetes, Hypocreales, Bionectriaceae.
AUGGAGUCGAUCUUUAAGAAGGUCGAAGAAGGGGUUGACGCUGUCUUUGGCAAUGAGAAACACUCUCAUUCCCACUUCGGCUACGAGUGCGAGCACCUUCAUCCCGACGAGGAAACAGUCAAUCGCUAUCACUCCUUUGCCCCUCCUUCAAGCGGGAACGCGAAGUGGUAUGUCGACGGAUGCUCGUACUUCUGGGCCGUUUCGGAAGCUCUCGAACGCAACCCCGAGCUGUAUCUACGCCGCCCGCCAUCCCUGAACGAGAAGUAUCGUCUCGACAACAUGCUCAAGGCAGCCGCCGAGCGUGGAGUGAAGGUCAACGUCAUCGUUUACAGGGAGGUCGAGGCUGCUCUCACCUGUAACUCUCAACAUACCAGAAAGGCAUUGGAAGCCUUGCACCCGAACAUUUCUGUCUUCCGACACCCAGACCACACGCCUACCGGCUAUGAUCUCGUGUCUGAGCUCGGGUCUAGUUUUGCCCACCUCACCAACUUUGAUCUCGCCAAGGCAUCAGAUGAGGCUUUGAAAGCCCUCUAUGGAACUGCUGAUGGCAUGGUUCUGUUUUGGGCUCACCAUGAGAAACUUAUCGUCGUAGAUCGCAAACUGUCGUUCAUGGGUGGCCUGGACCUUUGUUUCGGACGAUGGGAUACUAGUUCUCACCCUAUUGCUGAUGCUCAUCCCGGCAACUUGGAUGCCAUUGUGUUCCCUGGACAGGACUACAACAAUGCUCGGGUGUACGAUUUCCACGACGUCGGAAACUGGGACCAGAACAAACUUGACCGCACCAAGAGCUCAAGAAUGGGAUGGUCAGACGUUGCUCUGAGCAUGACCGGCCCCAUCGUGGACAGUCUUGUGGCUCACUUUGCCGAUAGAUGGAACUUCAUCUGGCAGCAAAAGUACAAAUCCAAAAACCAAGGAAAAUACAAUGUCCUCACUGUGAAAGACAUUAACCAAGAAGAGGACGACUCAACCCUGGAUCACCUCACCAAUAGGUUUAAUCGUGGCAUGAGUAGACUGAUGCACUUUGGAAGUGAUGACAACGAUGAUGAGGGUCGGCCAGCACGCGGCCAAGACGGCCAGACCACUAAAAUCCAGCUCACUCGAAGCUCCUGCAAGUGGUCUUCCGGACACAAGGUUGAGCACUCGAUCGCAAACGCCUACAUCGAAGCCAUCACCAAUGCCGAGCAUUUUGUAUACAUCGAGAACCAGUUCUUCAUCACAGCAACCUGCGACAAGCAGCUCCCCGUAGCCAAUAAGAUCGGCGCCGCAAUGGUUGACCGCAUCAUCCGGGCCAACGAGGAGGGCAAGCCGUUUAGAAUCUGGGUCGUCAUGCCCGCCGUGCCGGCCUUCGCGGGAGAUCUCGAGUCGGAGGGCGCGCUCGGCACCCGCGCCAUCAUGGAGUUCCAGUACUUCUCCAUCAGCCGCGGGGGGAACAGCAUACUCGAGAAGCUGCGCGAGGCCGGCAUCAACCCGGGCGACUACAUCGGCUUCUACAACCUGCGCAACUUUGACCGCAUCAACACCUCCAGGACCAUGCACGACGCCGAGGAGCGCGCCGGCGUCGCGUACGAGGACGCCCGCAAGGGCCACGACGGGCAAGUGGGCGGCGGGUACGAGGACGGCGAGGGCGAGGGCGACCACGCGGACGAGUACAGGAGGUACCAGCGCGAGGCCGGCGCCGUGAAGGACGCGACCCUCGACACCAUCAGCUCCUGCUACAUGGCCAGCGGCGCCCGCGUCUCGGAGCUGCGCUGGGACGGCGCCCCGGAGGACGAGAUCGGCGCCUUCGUCAGCGAGGAGCUCUACGUCCACAGCAAGCUCCUCAUCGCCGACGACCGCCUCGUCAUCUGCGGCUCCGCCAACCUCAACGACCGCUCCCAGCUGGGCACGCACGACUCCGAGAUCGCCGUCGUCAUCGAGGACCCGACCCCCGUCGAGAGCCAGAUGGCCGGCCGCCCCUUCACCGCCUCCGCCUUCGCCGCCUCCCUGCGCAGGCACAUCUUCCGCAAGCACCUCGGCCUCCUCCCGGACCAGCGCUGGGACCGCCCGGACGACAACUGGCGGCCCGUCGACCAGUCGCCCAACCACUACGACUGGGGCUCCAUAUCCGACAGACUCGUCCAGGACCCCCUCCACCCCAACUUCCAGCGCCUCUGGGCCGGGACCGCAAAGGUGAACACCGAGACCUUCAGCAGGGCCUUCCACCCCGUCCCCAACGACCACGUGCGCACGUGGGAGGACUACAAGGAGUUCUUCACCAAGCACUUCAUCAUCCCCGGCGUGGACAAGGAGGGCGAGAAGCCGAACAACGAGGGCAAGGUCGAGUACGGCCACAUCGUGCAGGAGGAGUUCCCGGGCGGCGUGCAGGAGGUCAAGGAGUGGCUCGAUCAGAUCCGGGGGACUCUGGUGGAGAUGCCCCUCGACUUCCUCGUCGACGUCGAUGACAUUGCCAAGGAAGGAUUGGCACUGAACAGCUUGACGGAGGAGUUAUAUACCUGA